Molecule: messenger RNA, 1728 nt
Organism: Malus domestica (apple)
Lineage: Eukaryota; Viridiplantae; Streptophyta; Magnoliopsida; Rosales; Rosaceae
Product: monooxygenase 2-like
Molecular function (GO): FAD binding
Source: RefSeq, a predicted model, not a curated record
UUUUUAACCACAAAUGUCCAUUAUUCGAUCUUCAACAAUUUUAGUCUCUUUCUUGGCUGCUUCUGCUUCUUCACAUUGCGUCUAAUAUAAAGCAUCAUAUUCGCUUUUGGCAUUUUACCAACUAGUCGGUACAUUCUUCUGCUAGAGAGAGAGAGAGAGAGAGAGAGAGAGAGAGAAAGAGAGAGAGAAGAUCGAUGAUGGCAAGAGUGGAGGAUGUGGUGAUAGUUGGGGCAGGAAUAGCAGGGCUGGCGACUGCCGUGGCGCUCAAGAGAGCUGGAGUUGAAGCGUUGGUAUUGGAGAAAUCAGACGGCCUCAGAGCCACCGGUGCAGCUUUAACCCUCUUCCCCAAUGCUUGGUGUGCCCUUGAUGCCUUGGGUGUUUCCCAGCACCUCACUUCUCUUUAUGCUCCAAUCAAAAAGGGGUAUGUAACUGACAUUGAUACCGGAGAAAUCCAAGAAGUUUCUUUCGCCGCAUCCAAUGGAAACGACCCAGUUAGACCAAGGUCAGUAAACCGAAAAGCUUUACUCAAGACUUUGGCAGAUGAGUUGCCACCAAAUUCAAUCCGUUUUGCUUCAAAGCUUACUGCUAUCGAGACCCAAGAACACGAAGGCUCGUCCAUUUCAGUUAUUCACAUGGGAGAUGGGACAAUAAUCAAAGCAAAGAUUCUGAUAGGCUGCGAUGGGAUUCACUCAGUGGUUGCCCGCUGGUUAGGACUUGCCGAACCAGUGUAUUCAGGUCGAUGGGCAGUUCGUGGCUUGGCUGUGUUUCCUGAAGGCCACCGAUUGGACUAUAACGUGCAGCAAUAUGUAGGACUUAACAGAAGGGCUGGUUUUGUUCCCCUCAACGACAAAGAGAUCUAUUGGUUCUUUGGCACAUCUCCGGCUAAAGGGACAGAUCUUGGGGAUGAGCCGGAAGUUAUAAGACAAGAAGUGAUUGAGAAUUAUGCCAAGGACCUUCCUCCUAUAUACCUAGACAUUGUGCAGCACUCUGAUCUUUCAACAUUAUCAUGGGCUCCGUUAAUGUUCAGGUACCCGUGGAAUGUAGUAUUCGGGAACCUAGGGAAGCAAAACAUCACGGUGGCUGGUGAUGCCAUGCACCCCAUGACACCUGAUUUAGGACAAGGAGGUUGCUUGGCAUUGGAAGAUGCCGUGGUCUUGGGUAGAUACAUAGGGACAUCAUUUGUACAAAAUGGACGACUCGUGCCAAAAGAGAUAGAUAGUGCGAUAGGGAAAUACGUGGAAGAAAGAAGGUGGCGUGUCGCGCUGUUGACUGCAGGAUCAUAUUUAUCCGGAUGGGUGCAGCAUUUAGGGCCUGGAUGGGUGAGGAAGUUCUUGAGGGAUGCCAUAUUUUACAGGUUUAUUUUCACUAAACUUGUUAAACUUUCACAUUAUGAUUGUGGAAAACUUGAUUUCUAGCUAGGGCAUUUCGUUGUCCAAAAGAAAGAAGACAAUCAAGAUUCCCUCCUCUACGGAAUUAAAUUAUUGAUGGCCUUUCAACAAGGAUCAACGAGAGACAGGAAUCUAGGGAGAACAGAGAAGAUUUAUGGAACCUAUUAGCUAUAACAUAAAUUAAUACUUUCACAUAUUGCUGCUUUGUUGUUGAUGUAGUGCAUUUUGAACAGUAGUUGAUAGCAAGGCAUAUUGAUGUAGUCUGAGAUGAAUAGCUAAAUAAGCAGUAUAUACUUUGUGGAGCCUCCAAACGCGUAAUGGAUAAUUUGUUGAUAGAAAA